CGAUUGGAAGAACAGCGAUCGGAAAGGAUUGACAAAACCGGACGAACCAGAACCGACGAUGAACCAGCACGGGAUAAAAGCAACAGACGGAAAAGAAAGACGGGGGGAGGAAUGCGGAUGAUCGAUGGGGACGAGGGAGGGUGUUGGAGUAAGCCAGAAGCAACGUGGUUGGAAGGAAAGGGGAGCUUGGGCCUAGCCGCACACCUGACUUGCUUUGUGGGGGGCCUAUACUAUCUCUUAUUACUAUCGACUACUAUCGACAAUUCGACAUCGACACCAUCAAACAUUACAACGUCAAGUGAAUUCGUCAGUCCCAUACAUUCUCUAGUUCUGCUUUUCCCAGCGUCAAAACAUCCCGCAUCGUGUUGGUCCUCCAGGAACGCAACGUCAACAGUCAUGCUUCCUCUCAAUCAAUCAAUCAAUCAAUCUGGUCGCUUCAUUUUGACCUGGUACUUCCACGUCCUAGAUUGCAAUAUUACGAGAUAAUAAUUUACGCAGCAAUGCCGAUGACACCUGGAAAGACCUCAUUAGCAUCCUUGUUGUCUCUCUCACCACAGGGACCUUCCGAGGAUCACACUUACCGCAAGCAGGGCGGGUACCAGCGUUGCCGGUCUUCUUGGACUCCUCGUUGCCACCACGGCCAAGGUCGUCAGUGCCGGAGUGAACGACCAGGGUGCGCUGUUCAACGUUAGCUCGUCAGGAAUCUACAUGCAGUGUCCGAAGACCCAA
Aspergillus steynii IBT 23096 is the source of this 729-nucleotide messenger RNA. RefSeq lists its product as uncharacterized. The transcript has a single exon. The record is from RefSeq and is a predicted model, not a curated record. NCBI's taxonomy places the organism in Eukaryota, Fungi, Ascomycota, Eurotiomycetes, Eurotiales, Aspergillaceae. The coding region runs from base 112 to 486 and encodes 124 amino acids.